Molecule: messenger RNA, 2175 nt
Organism: Nilaparvata lugens (brown planthopper)
Lineage: Eukaryota; Metazoa; Arthropoda; Insecta; Hemiptera; Delphacidae
Exons: 2
Coding region: 226-1947 (573 amino acids)
Source: RefSeq, a predicted model, not a curated record
CCCAAUAUAUUCCAAUUUAAAUACCCCAUUACAUGGUGUUGGGCGUCGUUCUCAUGAGAAAGAGUUUAUUAAUUGACAAGAUUAGCCUUCAAAUUAUCUAUUGACAUUUUCAUUUCAGGUCAUUAUCAUAAUUAUUAUAUUCUGUGUUUGAUCUCGUAUAAUUAUGUCCUCUAUUCUCUCAACGUACAGGGUAAAUAUGAUAAUUGUUAUUAUUGUUAUAUUGAGAUGAGUAGCUCUAGUUCUAGUGACUCUGAACAAUCACCUAGUGAAUUCGAGGUUUCAUUAUUACGUUUACCUAUUGAUUUAAAAGUAAAAUCUCUGGAUAAAUCAGAAUUAUUAGAGCUAGGCAAACAGUUAGGUAUUCACAUCCCUCAAUCUGUUAAUAUUGAAUACUUGAGAUUCGCUGUUGACUUGGCAAAAAAAGUUUGUAUUUAUGUGGACCACGAUUCAGGAGCUAGAGAUGCUCUAAGUCGAUUACUUAAGUUAGGGUCCCUGUCUCAACGCGAUCGUAUUAUCUUCCCUAUGUUAGCCGAUUACGAGCGAAUAGUAGGCAAGCUAGGCAGAAAUCAAGAACACAUCUACGACACAGUAGCUCCCGAUAACUUAGCAAAUAUCCUAAUUCCAGAAAAUAAUAUGGCAGGGAAUGAUAAAAGACCCUUUGCGAAACCCGAAAGCUAUGGGGGUACAAAGAGUGAAGACUUCAACGAGUGGUUGAAAACCUUCAAUAGGGCAGCAAAAAUAAAUAAGUGGGAUGAGGAUGAUAAAAUCUUGUAUUUACCCCUCUACCUCAAGAAAACAGCAUUGGCAAUUUUCGACAUAUUUUCGGAUAAAAAUGAAAACGCGACAUUUCUUGAUGCAGUAGGCCACUUAAAAAGUAAACUUGUAGACCCUGUUCAUGAAGAGACAACCAGACAAAAACUCGAAAACAGAAACAAAUUACCAACAGAAACAUACACAGAAUACACAGCAGAUAUAAUAAAACUUUGUCACAUUCUUGAGCCUCAAAUGUCAGAGAAAAGAAUAGUAGGAUAUGUUUUGAGAGGCUUAGACGUAGGAGCAUUGCAACAUGUUGCUUUCAUGGACAAUGCAUCAGUUGAAGAUUUAGAGAAAAAUCUCGCCAAAUAUGAAAGAUCUCGCUUCCUUCUAGACAAAAAGUUAGGAAUGCAUAAUGCUUCAAUCCUGUCAGAUGACGAAGAAGACGAUUGCCAGUUCAAGCAGAAAGGCCUCUGCUUGAUUCCGAGGAAAAAGAUGUCGAACUCCGCCACCCAAGCCACUUGUCUCCACCUUCUAACAUCAGAAGCAGACGUAUCGGAGCUACGAGAAGUCUGCAAAUUUGAUUGUAAAGCAACUGACAAUCAAACCCUAAUCACUCGCCUACGAGAAGACACCUUCCUAUUCCACAACACCGGCAAAAAGACGACAAUUCGCUGUAAAAACUCAACAACUGAGGUCCCAAGCAACAGUCCAGGAACCCUAUCACUCCACAUCCCUUGCAACUGCGAACUUCAAGACGACAACGGCGACGUACUGAUAAGCACUCUUUAUCCUUGCGACUCCCGUUCCCAUCCUUCUCCAGCUAUUAAUAACUUAAUUCCUCACAUGUGGACAAAUUUAUCUAAAUUGAGCAUCCCAAUUUUUAAACAUGAGACUCUGCCUCAGUACUUAAACCUUUCGGAAAUCUUAAAUGAAAAUUGGCACUUGAAUUUUUCAAAAUUUGAAGAGCACAACUCAUUCUCAGAAGACAUUUUCCAUCAUGUUGAAAUGCCAAAUAACUUUGAUUUGUUAGGGGUGAACAAUAAACUGAUCAUUUAUAUUAUUAUUGUCUGGCAAACACUGAUAACUGUUAUAUUCUUGUAUUUAUGUCUUCAAAAUUAUAUUAAGAAGAAAGCAAAUCAACUGAGAGUCCCGAAACGUACUCCAAUUGUGGACUACCCACAGGAGCUUUAAGAAUAUAUUGUGUUUUAGUAAAGUAGUAUGUAAUGAAAUCAUUAAAAUAAUGGGUUAGGAUAUAGGAAACUAUGCAAAUAAUAAUUACUUAUUCACUAUUAUUGUAUCCAUUUACUCUUUUAUGCUAUCGAUUCAAAUAUUUUCCCAGAUUAGAAGAUAAACUAUUUCAAUUAUUAUUAUUAUUCUUAUUUUCAAGGUCCACAAUAUUAUUUUGCUUACUCGAAUACU